CACGGACCGAACCUUUUGCACCACGGUUUAGAAAUAUAAUAUGUGUACCAAAUCCAAUUUAUUACUCUCUCGAUCAUGGCUCGGUUGCCAGUCCAUCAAUUUGGCAUAGUUUGGCAGACCUCGCUCAUUCCAAGACAAAAUCGUACCACGCUGUUGUUUCUGUUUAGAAAUCAUUCGAGCCACAUCAUGUAAAGAUUCGAGCUAGAAAUCGUUCUGCUCAUCGCCACGUGACAUUGCGAUAAGAUAACUUCUGCGAACUGCUGCCUGUCUUCUCGCCGCCAGUUCAUCUACAAUUGGGAAGACAGCAAGAAGGGAGGCCCUGAGGGGACUAUUUCUACAUGUCUAUUCUUAAAGAUGUGGCCUUCGCGUCAGGCCCUGUGCCCAACACUCUUCAGGCGUGUUUCUCGAAGCUGAAGGAGUCAGGCUCAACCCAAGGUACUCCAGGGAAACGACGGAAGUUGAAUACGGGGAUAUGGGAUUCUCAAAACACUGCCGCUCAAGACAUUGCGGCGUCUAUGUUUCCAGAGUAUUUGACUCUGGCGCAUAUAGAGUUGAAGAUUACAUUCUCCUCGCCGGCACUUGAUAUCCAUGCCAUCUCUUCGGAUUAUGAAGAUGGCACUCAGAUCAAAGUUCUAAUCUCGAAAUGGUAUCGUAUGGCAUCCACUCAGCCACAUGUGAAACAAUAUAAGAUCGAGCUUGAAACCAGUAGCUCGGAUGUCAUACUUCAAGAAAUCCUUGAUUUUCACACAGGGAAUCAUGACCUUCUUAUCCCAAUGAAUCUCCCUUCAAUCUAUCGGACGCGCUCAUCCCCGACUGCGCUCUCAAUGUCUACGCUGCGGAGGGUUGAAGACGACCAGCGUUCAUUUAUCCUGGAGACAAAGGUUUUCUGGAAAGACACCUUAAAGUUAGGCAAAAGAGGCGUGUGGCAGAAUGCAGCAUUCUCAACAUAUUUACCGGGAGCGCUGCAGGAGCAUCCUUCACAACCCUUCCGUCGGAACGAUUGGCGGCAGCGGCGUAUAAAAGAAAGUACCUGGACUCCUAGCGAAUUUUAUGACAGUGUUCACGUUCCUCCCAAAAAUCUGGAUUUGCCGCCAAGCGCCCUAGCAGACUUCAUUGAAUGUCAACUUUUCCCUUUCCAGCGGAGAGCAGUUCAGUGGCUACUCCAGAGAGAGGGUGUAGAGCUUCUUCCGGACGGCAGAACCCGAGAACGGCCGCUUCCCCCGGGCUCUAAUCUCCCCGACUCCUUUUCUCAGAUUAAAGAUGCGGAUGGACACAUCUGUUAUAUGAGCCAUCUUUUUUGGGUUUUGACCUCCGACCUUAAAGGGUUGAGUAGCACUAAGACGCUGAAAGGCGGUAUUCUUGCAGAAGAAAUGGGACUUGGCAAGACUGUGGAAAUGAUCACACUGAUCUCCCUGCACCGAAGGCCUGCUCCUGAGGCAGGGCUACCAAUUCUACGACAAUGGCCCGUUCUUACAGAAUCAGGUGCAACCUUGAUAAUCACUCCAAGUACUAUCCUUGACCAAUGGAAACAGGAAAUCUCAUCCCACGCUCCACAUCUUCGAUGUACAUAUUAUGAAGGUAUUAACCGCACAAAAAAGAGCUAUGAGCAAUUAGUGGAAAAACUAGCCUCCUGUGACGUGGUUCUCACGACCUACAAUGUCCUACAGAGAGAAAUACAUUACGCCGAGGAUCCGCCCGAUCGUUCACUACGCAGUGAGAAAAAAGUGAUUCCAAGAAAAUCUCCUCUGGUUAAAAUUUCUUGGUGGAGAGUUUGUAUUGACGAAGCUCAAAUGAUUGAAACGGGGGUAAGCCAUGCUGCAAGGGUGGCUAGGCUUAUUCCGCGGCACAACGCUUGGGCAGUGACAGGCACACCACUUCGAAAAGAUAUGAACGAUUUGCUUGGUCUACUCUCAUUUUUACGCAUUCACCCAUUAUGUGAUUGGUUGGAUGCCUGGGUUCGGCUGUACGAGAUCCAUAAACCCCUUUUUAAAGAAAUUAUUGGCCGCAUUGUCCUGCGCCAUAAUAAGGAUAUGAUACGCGAUGAAUUGAACUUGCCUCGGCAGAAACGUAUCGUUAUAACUAUUCCAUUCACAGCAGUGGAAGAACAACAUUACGAUCAGCUUUUUGAGCAAAUGUGCGAAGAGUGCGGAGUCGACGCGUUAGGAGCUCCGCGCACGGGAGAUUGGGACCCCAAUUCGAAAUCUACCAUUGAAACGAUGAGGCGCUGGCUAACAAGGCUUCGCCAGGCUUGUCUCCAUCCAGAAGUUGGUGGUGCCGGCCGCAAGGCUUUUGGAACGAGCAGUGGUCCACUUCGCUCGGUCACUGAGGUUCUGGAGGUAAUGAUUGACCAGAAUGAACUUCGAAUCCGUGCAGAAGAACGCUCACUCCUCCUGUCUCAAAUUCGCCGCGGCCAGCUGCUGGAGAAUGCUGGCCAACCAAAGGAGGCUUUGGAGUUAUGGCAAGCGGCUUUGGCGCUAGCAGAGGCUAACGUUAGGGAUUCUCGAGUUCAGCUCGAAAUUGAACGUAAGAAAGAGCAAAGCGCAGUGUCGGAAGUUGUGCAAAAUUCAUCAGAUGACGAGGAUGAUGUUGAGGAAGGGAAAGGGGAAAAAAAUACCAGAUUGACGACGUAUCGUGGCCGUCUCCGGAGCGCCUUGGAAAUUCAGCAUAUUUGCAAAUUUUUCAUUGCAAAUGCGUAUUACCAGAUCAAAACUAAUACAGAGCUCACAACUCCUGACUCGGAAGAGUUCUUCGCUCUUGAAAAGCUCGAGGUGGAGAACUACGAGGCAGCAAAGCUUAUUCGAAAGGAGAUGCUGGCGGAGACAGAUCAAAGGGUCAGUCGAUCUAUCCGACAGAUACAGGCGAACGUCAGUAGCAAAGGUCUUGUAAAAAUCCCCAAGAUGUCACCAAGGCUGGAUAUUAGUGGCAUGGAGAGUGGGCGACUUCUAGAUAAACUUGAAGACCUUUGCGAGGCUAUAAAUAAACUUACACAGCAGUUCAUUGAGUGGCGCACACAUUCUCUUAAGCUACUUUUGGAGCAACUGGUGGAUGAGGAAGACAAUAAUGCCAAGUUGGAGGGUGACGAGUACGAAUCUUCAACUCAACAUCAGGAUGAGAUGUACGUUUACAUGGAAGGGUUGCGCGCCCUAUUCGCUGACUAUCAUGACGCUAUCACGGGUCAAAAAAACACUUUGAUCGAAUACGACGUCAAGAAAGGGUUAGCACGGGCAAAUGAUGGAAAGGGCCCAUCGCCUAAACUUUACAUCUCAUUCAUGAAAACACGCGAAUGCCUGAAGCCCUCCGAUGAGCUUGGGUCGCUUCGCGGUAUCCUUACCGAAUUGCGGAGCCUUGCAGUGUCCCUCGAAUGGCAGGAAGCUCGGGGUAGUACCCGAGCACGAGCUGAACUUGGCAUAGUAAAUCGAAUCCUACAAGAUUCGAGCCAAAUUUCGUCGGAGCAAUCAAAGGUUUUGUCGGAUUUGGAGAAGGAGGUGCAGCUUUUCCACAACGUGAUGAAUCGGCGUUUGGAAUAUUAUAGGCAACUGCAGCAAAUCUCAGAUACUGUCGCGCCUUACGAUGAAGAGAGCAGAGGGAAGCCGCUUGAUAUUGCACUUUUUGACCGCAGUCUCAUGGCGGAACACAAAAUUGAGGAGAGAAUAUCAGCACUCAGGUCUAAAUAUCGGUAUCUUAUACACCUUCGAGACGAGUCUGGGGCUGAAGAGUCAGCAAGAAUAUGUGUCAUCUGCCAGUCGACGUUUGAAAUCGGUGUAUUGACCGUAUGUGGUCACAAAUACUGCAAGGACUGCCUCCGGUUCUGGUGGCGCCAACAUCGAACUUGUCCUAUGUGCAAAAUACGCCUGAAAUCCAACGAUUUCCAUCAAAUUACAUACAAGCCUACGGAAAUAGUUGCGCAGGAAGAAAGGGCGGCUGCUGCACACAUCGGGUCUGACCAUUCUCUCAAGAAUUCGAUAUAUUCGGAUAUUAGUUCAGGGGUGUUGAAGGAGAUCAGAAAUAUUGACGUUGAAGGCUCAUUUGGAACCAAAAUUGAUACCCUAGGUCGACAUCUGAUUUGGUUACGGCAACAUGAUCCUGGUGCGAAAUCCAUUGUCUUCUCGCAGUAUAAGCCUUUCCUGGGGAUUCUCGCGCGCGCCUUUUCGCAUUUCAAAAUUGGAUUUAGUAGUAUUGACAGCCAUGAUGGGGUUGAGAGGUUUAAAAGUGACCCUUCAAUCGAGUGCUUUCUCCUCCACGCGAAGGCUCAUGCCUCCGGGCUAAACCUUAUUGACGCCACUCAUGUUUUCCUCUGUGAGCCCUUAAUCAAUACUGCGAUUGAGCUGCAGGCCAUCGCGCGUGUUCAUCGUAUCGGGCAACAUCGCGAAACGACAGUUUGGAUGUAUCUCGUGUCUGAUUCUGUCGAGGAAUGUAUCUAUGAUAUUUCCGUGUCACGGCGCCUGGCUCAUAUUGCCCAAAAGCGCAAGCAGGAUGGGGAGAAAUUCCGGGGGGAGGAUUUGGAGAUGAGCGUUUCGGGAGGCGAAGAAAAUGGAGAUGGAGGUGCGUGUAUAGAGACAGUCAUUGAGGCUGCGAACUCUCUGGAACUGCAGGAUGCGAAGCUGGGGAAUCUGAUGGCGGGCACGGCGGCUGAAGGGGAGCGAGUUCCUGAGGGUGAUUUGUGGCAGUGUCUCUUUGCUAAGACGAGUAGGAGGGCGAAAUCGAUGGUGGAUGGAGGGAAUGUGGAGGCUAUGCGGAAUGAUGUUGAUCGGCUUUUGAGGGCUGAAGCGGCGGAGGAGAGGAUUGCGGAUGCUGGGGAUGGUGGUAAUGGAGAAGUUCUGGCGAGCGGCGAUGCCAGUGCUGUGUUGUAAAUAUGAAGUCUCAAUGUUUAUUUGUCGAGUUCCAGUUCUAUAACGAUACCAGAGAACUCGCAAUCCGUGGCCCAGAAUAUAGUGCAAAAUUUUUUUUUAGUUUUUUCUUUUUUCUUUUAGCUUUUGCAUCUAGCCCACCUUAUGUCAUACAUUUAUAUAUUUCUACUCCUUUGACGACCCUUAUAGAUAUUUGCAUUCGCGACAAUGUGUAUUGCAUUUACCAUCAUCGUUUCUUGUUCGAUUAACUGCGUACUUAUAUAGACUGGUCUUAUUCAGCCCUAAUCUGACACUAGUCCUAUUUGCGCAUAAGGUCUUGG
Blastomyces dermatitidis ER-3 is the source of this 5167-nucleotide messenger RNA. RefSeq names its product SNF2 family helicase/ATPase. Gene Ontology annotation, biological process: protein polyubiquitination; DNA damage response. Gene Ontology annotation, molecular function: metal ion binding; ubiquitin protein ligase activity; ATP binding. NCBI's taxonomy places the organism in Eukaryota, Fungi, Ascomycota, Eurotiomycetes, Onygenales, Ajellomycetaceae. The transcript is spliced from 7 exons. The record is from RefSeq and is a predicted model, not a curated record. Gene Ontology annotation, cellular component: nucleus. The coding region runs from base 339 to 4850 and encodes 1503 amino acids.